CGCAUGCGCGCUUGAGACCUUGGCGCACCGUCGGUUAGAGGAGUUGAUGAACAAACAAACAAACAAGGAGGGAAGGAAAGGCAAGGCGCUGUGCUGUGUUGUGUUAGUCGGUAAGAUUUCCGGAAGAAGGAGCGGAACUCGGUGGCAGGUGUCGCGCUUUGCGGAUUUGUUUGUCAGCCCGGUUCCCGGUGAGCAGCGCGCGAUGCCGCUGGGCCUGCGGAAGAAGAAGAAGUCGCGGGAGAGCUCGAGCCUGGUGGAGAAUGAGGAGGUCGGAGGAGGAGGAGGAGGAGGAAGUGCGGGAGGGCACGCGGGAAAGAGCGCGGCGAUGAACGGCGGAAGUGGCAGUGGGCUCGCGCCACCACCUGCGAACCUGCGCCCUAAACUGGUGUUCCACACGCAGCUCGCGCACGGCAGCCCCACCGGCCGCAUCGAGGGCUUCAGCAACGUCAAGGAGCUCUACAGCAAGAUCGCCGAGGCGUUCAACCUCACCUCCUCUGAGAUCCUGUUUUGCACCUUGAACACACACAAAAUUGACAUGGAGAAGCUGCUCGGAGGUCAGAUCGGUCUGGAGGACUUCAUCUUCGCUCACGUGAAAGGCAUCAAAAAGGAGGUAGAGGUGUACAAGGCCGAAGAUGCGCUGGGCCUCACCAUCACGGACAACGGUGCUGGAUUCGCCUUCAUCAAGCGGAUAAAGGAGGGCAGUGUGGCCGAUGGCGUGAAGGUGCUCUGCGUGGGAGACCACAUCGAGUGUAUUAACGGGAAGAACAUCGUAGGGACGCGGCACUACGAAGUGGCCCGCAUGCUGAAGGAUCUGCCGAAAGAUCAGUCCUUUAAGCUCAAACUGAUCGAACCUAUGAAAGCUUUUGAGAUGCUCGAACCGAGAUCAAAAGGAUCCAAGCCUCAGGGCGAGAACCGGAUCGGGACUGGCCGAGAGACUCUGAGACUGCGCUCUAAAGGCCCAGCCACUGUUGAGGAAAUGCCCACAGAGUUUGAAGAGAAGGCAGUGAAAAAAGUAGACGACCUCCUGGAGAGCUACAUGGGCAUUCGGGACACGGAAUUAGCGGCCACGAUGGUGGAGGUCGGGCGGGACAAGAUGAACCCGGACGAGUUUGCCGAGGCUUUGGACGAGGCUCUGGGAGACUUCGCUUUCCCUGACGAGUUUGUGUUUGAUGUCUGGGGAGCCAUCGGAGACGCCAAGCAGGGACGCUUUUAACGUCACCGUGAUCUUAACACGCUUCAGCUCACUUAAAGUGUACUUAUUUCACCUCGAUAGCAUUUAUUUACUACUAUUUUUGUAUCGGGUACAUUUUAAACGGCGAUGUCUGUCUCCUCUUUAACCUCAGCGGUUGGUUCGGUGGUCAUUGUGACACUCCUGUAGGGCAGAGGCGAGAACCGCAGGCUCGAUAAUAGCAGUUUAUUAGAAUGAAUCGAAAUCAGGCUGUGUGUAAAAUUUAUUUCAUGAGCUCGCUGACACUCGGUCCAUGACUACAGACUGCCAUAGUCGCAUGACUCGCCACGAAUUAGUGAUUUUAGUGCACCACUUGUUUUGUAUACCUAUUUCUUUGCAGUUUGGCCUGACAAAGGACUACACAAUCUUUCUUGGUGAUUUUUGGAAGCUUUUUUUUUGUACAGAAUAAUCAUUUUAUAGCUCGAUAGAUUUGUAAUCUUUUUAAUUUAUUUGGUCAAUAAAAUCCUUUCAAACUGA
Molecule: messenger RNA, 1705 nt
Organism: Neoarius graeffei (lesser salmon catfish)
Lineage: Eukaryota; Metazoa; Chordata; Actinopteri; Siluriformes; Ariidae
Gene: gipc2
Product: GIPC PDZ domain containing family, member 2
Exons: 6
Coding region: 47-1213 (388 amino acids)
Molecular function (GO): protein binding
Source: RefSeq, a predicted model, not a curated record